Messenger RNA from Ruditapes philippinarum (Manila clam), 2564 nucleotides. RefSeq lists its product as uncharacterized. Lineage: Eukaryota; Metazoa; Mollusca; Bivalvia; Venerida; Veneridae. Gene Ontology annotation, cellular component: nucleus. Gene Ontology annotation, molecular function: DNA-binding transcription factor activity, RNA polymerase II-specific; RNA polymerase II transcription regulatory region sequence-specific DNA binding. Gene Ontology annotation, biological process: regulation of transcription by RNA polymerase II. The record is from RefSeq and is a predicted model, not a curated record.
CUUACAACACAGUCAAGAAAACUCCAUCAAAGAAGACUAAGCUAUCUGCACCAAAAAUUGAUCUUGUCAAAACAAAAAUAGUUGAAGAGAAUAUUUUUAUUUCUGAUCCUUGUUUACAAAUGAAAAAAAAACUUGUAGGCUUUAUACCUGACCCUGAUAAGCUUGAAAGUAUGGCUAUUUCAAAAGACAAAUUUCCAGAAAAUUUCAUCAAAGAUACCAGGAAGUCUUCAGAUGAAAGUGAACGCAAAAUUGAAGAAAAUGAACAAUUUAUUAUAGAACUUUUAAGUAAAACACAGCCCCAUCACGAUCAUGGUUACACAACUAUUUUUGGGAAAAGGAAAAACUCUGAACAUGUUGAUGAGUUACUGGAUCAUGUGGAUAAUGAUCCAGAAAGACCAGAAAGUCUAGAAUCUUCAUUGUCAUCAUGGAAGGAAAAUCUAAAUCUUGAGAGUGUAAAACAUGUGAUAUUCAUUGAACCAACUGAUUCAAAGCAGGGAUCAAAGAAACAACCAACUCCUAUUUUGUUUUUGCGGCAUAGGUCACCUGAUGAAAAUGUUCCGAUGGUCAGUGCUGAAGAGAUAAUUGAUGAGCAAACAGAUGAAGAAGAUGUUGAUGUUGAGGAGAUGUCAAAUGAAGAUUCACGAGAAACUGCGCCAAUAAGUAGUGGAGAAAAGCCAUACCCUCCAAUGCCUAAGAGCAUCUUGGCGAGAAGGGGCCGACUUGGUUAUGAUAUACAGGAUAUAUGCUCAGAGACAAGUGAAGAAGAAGACUUCGUCAACAAGAAGAAAAACAAUCCUUUAGGUCGUGAAGGAAGAGAAGGAAAUCUUGGCUGGGAGCCAAAGUUGGCAUUGAAGUACAUCAAAGAGCUAAAGGCACGUAAGAAGGACGAGAAUAUCCCUCUGAGGUGUAAGAUCUGUAAAGAUAAAACAUUCACAGCUACAGCAACCCUAAUGUACCAUUAUCGGAGUCAUGCUGGGAUUAAACCAUUUGUCUGUCUGAUAUGUAAUACAACAUUCACAAGACAACACAGUCUUAAUUAUCAUAUGCUGAUUCAUAAUAAUCAGAGUAGAUUUACAUGCAAAGAUUGUGGUCGUAAAUUUAGGCACCCCAGUCAUUUUAAGGAGCAUUUGAGGAGACAUACUGGAGAAACCCCCUUUGAGUGCCUUGAUUGUGGUCAAAAGUUUAAAACCCGCAACACAUAUAAAAGACAUCUAAAAACCAGACAUGGCAAACUCCUUACAGCCACCGGGAUCCACAUACUAUCCCAGGAAGAGUUUGCAAAAGUAAGAACCAAGAGGUAUCAUAUUCCAAGAAUUUUACCAGAGAUAGGGUAUAAAAUGCCAGAACUAACAUUCACAAAGCUUAAAAGAAAGCAGAGUGGAGAAUUGGAAAAAGUUGAGGAAGAGAAAUUUUUAAGACCUGAAGCUUUGGAGCAUGAAACUAUGAUUCUUGAGGAACUGAAAGCAGAUAUUAAGAAAGAGGCUGAAUCUGGGAAUGAGUCUGAUCCAGAACUUAUAGAUAUCUUAGAGGUAUUGUCUCAAGCAGGUGCUUCUAACAACAGUAGAGGACAAACAAUUAAGCAGGAACCCUUGAGUGAUACAGAUACAUCAGGUAAAGCUGGCACCACUGUUAUUUAUGUUAACAAUAUUGGUGGCAGUAUUACUCAUUCAAAAGGAUUGGUGAAUAUCAAGUAGUCUACUUUGUAAUGCUUGUUUGUAAUUUUUAAUCAUAAAAUAGUGAGUAUGAGAUGCCGAUGUGAUUUUAAAAUUGAUUUUUAAGAACAUUAUCAGGUAUGUCCUUGAAAAGUGAUGAUUGAAUUUGAAUAAAGGAAUUGCAUUAAAUAUAUAUCAGUCAUUGUACAUUGUACAUAUUUUAUAUAAUUUCAUACCUACUAUAGGGGUAAGAGGAAUAGAAUCUGCAUUUUGUAAUGAUUGAGUUUGACCAAAUUGUUGACUUUUUAUACAAGAUUUGUCUUUCAUAGAUCUGUGUUUGAAUUGAUAUCUGCAAACAAAUCGUAUCUUUGAUAGUGAUGUAUAGAUUAAAUAUGUGAAUAUAUUUGUCAAAUGUGCUUAAUUUGUCAGCUGGGUCUGUAAUUGUUAAUUGCUUGCUUUAUAAAAAAAUUAAAAUAGCUACAUGCUUAUACUUAGAUAAAACUUUACUAGGUUAUGAGUGAUUUUUUUUUCAAUAAGUUAUAAUUUCAAUUGAAUGAGCAAUUUUUAAAAGACGUUUUAGUUUUAUAAAGAUACGAAACCGUUGAGACUCAAGGAUCAGUAUAUGUCGAAUUUUUCUUGUUCUAUUUGUUUGGACAAAUACCUUAUGUUUGUGGUAUUAAGGAUGCAUUUUAAUCUAAGCAUACAAUGUAUUUUAAGAAAUAAUUUUCUUAAUAUUUGUAAAAUACAUGUUAUGUAUAUAUGCUUGGAUAAUAAUUUCAUGUGAUUAGUUUAUGAAAUGUUUGUACACUUGCCUUUGUAAAAUAUUUUACAGUUGUUAAAAUGUACAGUGAUUAUUCUUUUAAGAACCAGCACAAGGUGGCAUGAUAUAUUAAUAAAUGUUUAAACAUGUAA